Molecule: messenger RNA, 2197 nt
Organism: Ceratina calcarata
Lineage: Eukaryota; Metazoa; Arthropoda; Insecta; Hymenoptera; Apidae
Product: laccase
Exons: 11
Coding region: 89-2137 (682 amino acids)
Biological process (GO): iron ion transport
Cellular component (GO): plasma membrane
Molecular function (GO): oxidoreductase activity; copper ion binding
Source: RefSeq, a predicted model, not a curated record
UCAGUAGUUUCAGGCAAUUGGGGCAAGAUCCGUAAACCUGUUUGUUCCGUUCGAAUUCGAUGAUAAUUAAAAGCUAUAAUUGUGAAAAAUGUCUAAGUUUUCUACUGUUCUUAAUAUUUCUCCAGAUGUGACAAAAUUCGUUGGAUUUUUCGUUAUUUUUCUAAUUCACACGCAACUUUCUUAUAGCCAGCGAUUUGGUUUUGGACCUUUCUGGGAUUUUACAAAUACGGAUACGGACAUCAAAUAUUCUUCGGUCCCAAUUUCUACACCUGAAGAAUGUGCUCGGGAUUGUACAGACGAUGGAUAUCCAAGAAACUGUUAUUAUAAAUUUCACAUCGAAUUCUAUACAACGUGGGGGCCUGCUUGUAAUGUAACAGGAGGGGCUGAUCAAUGUAUUAUGGCGGAUGGGUUCGAAAAAACGUUAAUACCAAUUAAUCGACGAUUACCAGGGCCACCGAUUGAAAUAUGUUUGGGCGAUCGUGUUAUAGUCGACGUGGAAAAUGCUGCUGCAGGGAUGGAAGUUACGCUACAUUGGCAUGGAAUCUUUCAACAGAAUUUUCAAUAUUACGAUGGUGUACCUUACCUUACACAAUGUCCGAUUGCAUCAGCUUCGACGUUUAGAUACGAUUUUGUAGUACAGAAUUCGGGAACGCACUUCUAUCAUUCUCACGUACUCACGCACAUGCUAGAUGGUCAAGUCGGGCCUUUCAUUGUUAGAGAUCCACCGGGUCUCAAUCCGUACUGGAAUUCAUACGAUGUCGACGCCAACGAACAUGUUAUAUUCUUAACAGAUUGGAUGCAUGAAUUAUCAUUCGAACGUUAUCCUGGUUGGUAUCAACACACAGAAUUGUUAGGACAGACUGCGAGGAAUUAUCUUAUAAACGGUUUGGGAAAUUUUACGGCUAAUGGUACCACUACCAAUGGAAAAUUGGCUGAAUUUACGAUACAGAGCGGGAAACGGUACCGAAUGCGUCUGAUUAAUUCGUUUAGUACAGUGUGUUUGGCCGAAUUUUCGAUUGAGGGACAUACUAAUCUGACGAUAAUUGCUCAGGAUGGUGCGAACGUGAAACCUAAACCGGUGACCAACAUAGUUACGGCCACAGGUGAACGCGUGGAUUUCAUCUUGAACGCAGAUCAAAGUGUCGGCACUUACUGGAUAAAUGUGCGUGGUCUCGGCGAAUGCGCAGGCACGAAGGUGUUACAAAAUGCUAUCUUGAGAUAUGAAGGUGGUCCUCAGAGGCCAACAAGCCCAAUUCCUACUUACGAGUAUGUGGUCAACCAUACGAAGGGUGUUACGUAUAAUGAUUUAAAUGCAACGCUGUGUGAUACAAAUGAUACUAGCACUGUAGUUUGUUCUAAUCAAUUGGAAGGUCUAAAUCUUACCCAUCCUGAUCUGUUGAAAGUGGUACCGGAUGAGCGACACAUAUUACCUUUUUGGUUCUUUAAUUAUACUGAUUAUGAUGGUAGCAAACAAUUGUUUGCUACCGAUACGUACGGCACCUUCUUUGAUGCUAACGAUCGCUCUCAACUUAUUUCCAUGUUUAAUGAUGUUGAAUAUGAAACUCCUUCAUCGCCUUUGAUCUCGCAACCGAACGCUUAUCAAACUAUAUGCAAGAAAAAUCAACCUAGCCAUUGCACCCAGCCAUGCUCGUGUUCUCAAGUUAUUUUCACAAAACUAAAUAACGUUGUGGAGUUAGUUAUAUACGAUGAAAUACCAGUAACUGAGCUCCACCACCCGUUUCAUUUGCACGGUUACGAAUUCAGAGUAUUCAGUAUAGGACAAUUUAAUAAUGGUAAAAAUAUUUCAAGAGCGGACAUAGAUAAUAUAAUAGCAGAACAUGAGCAACGUCUCCGAAAUAACCAAUACAAAAUUCCGCCUGGUAAAGAUACUGUCAAAAUUCCGGAAGGCGGUUGGUCGAUUGUACGUUUCAAGGCUACUAAUCCAGGAUGGUGGUUACUUCAUUGCCACUUUAGCUGGCAUCAUAUAACAGGAAUGGAACUGGUCAUUCAUGUUGGUGACGAUUCCGAUCUUCCACCUGUUCCACGUAAUUUCCCGCAGUGCAACAACUGGAGACCAGCCGUCAAGUCUCUGAACCAUUUUUACAAGAUUGACUUCCCUAAUUACAAUCAUGUAUAGUUUGAUGAUUGAAACAAUAUGAUCAUAAUAUUAGUAAAUGAAAAAGCAACAAUAUCAUAA